AUGGCAGCAAAAGCCCUCCUGAAGUCGGGGCUGAGAAAGGCGAUAGGCUCUGGCUAUAAUACUAGAGUCUGGGACGAGUCAUGGCUUCCUACAAGCCCCCCACGUCCGCCUACUGGGGUGUGGGCGAGCAAAACUGUGCCAAAAAUAAAGCACUUCAUGUGGCAAGCCCUGACGAACUGUGUUCCCGUCUGUAGUCGUUUGGCUGACCUGCACUGCCAUCCUGAUCGGACAUGUCCAAGAUGCGGGCAACAUGAAGAGACUAUAAACCAUAUGCUAUUUGAGUGCCAUAUGGCCACCCAGACCUGGUCCCUUGCGGCACUACCCACUGACCCGGGAGAGUUCCCGAGUUCCUCCAUAUACGGAAACUUCGAUUUCGUACUCAAUAGGAUCCACAAACGCCAUAGCACAAAGGAGUGUAAAGCUCGUAUCCCUUGGAUCCUCUGGUUCCUAUGGAAAGCUCGAAAUGAGAAGGUCUUUAGCAACAAGGACAUCUCGCCAUUGGAGGUGUUGCAGUCUGCAGUCUCAGAAACGAUAUAG
Messenger RNA from Brassica oleracea var. oleracea, 537 nucleotides. RefSeq lists its product as uncharacterized. The coding region runs from base 1 to 537 and encodes 178 amino acids. The transcript is spliced from 2 exons. Lineage: Eukaryota; Viridiplantae; Streptophyta; Magnoliopsida; Brassicales; Brassicaceae. The record is from RefSeq and is a predicted model, not a curated record.